GGAUUUUAUUUCUAUAAUUCAGUUUAUCAUCGGUGUAACACCAUUUAGCAUUAAAACAUCCACCCAAAAUGAAUUUUUUAGACGAAGUUUUCAAAAAAAAGAAGGAGACCUCGAAAGAACCGGAAAGGCCGAAACGGAGGAAAAGACGACUCGAAAACGACCACAAAGAGGUGAGAAAGCGCCAGGAUUUUCGAGGGGGGCAACAAAACGCCCAAAAACAUCAAAAUUCGGAAGAAAAUGUUUCAAGAACGUCUUCUGUGACGAAUUUGGCUGAGACGAAAGGGUCGAAAACUGCUUCUGGAGGUGGAAAUUUAAGUAAAUCGAAGAGGAGUGGGUCGAAGGAUCGUUUGGAGAAGGCCCAAAGUGAAAUUAAAAAGAAAAUUCCAAAAAAUGAGAUGAAUUUGAAUGAAAACGAUCAAGAAAUUAAUCAGAAUCAUCAAGAAAGCGUUAAUAAGCCAUUGGAAGGUGUCAAAAUGGAUCAAAAACAGAUUUUGGAUACUUUGGAGAAUGAAUUAAAAGUGCUGAAAGAGAAUUUUAAUAAAAUAAGCGAUGAAAAUUUAGUUUUAAGGACUCGAUUAAAAGAUGUGAGUCAUUCGCCGUUGUCGGAUAAUGAAAAACAACAAUUGUUGACUUUAAAUGAUGGUUUGAAUUUGCUUAAGUCUGAAGAAAAAUCGAUGGAUCAAAACGAAAUCUUUUCCUUGAAGGAGACGCAAAAGAAAAUGCAGGAAACUCUUUUUUGUACAAAUGAGGAGCUUCAAGCGACGCUACAAGAGCUUAACGACCUUCAAAAACAAUUAACGGAUCUCCAACAAGACAACGAUCAAUUAAUUGAUGAAAAAAAUUUAAUGUUUGACUCAUUAUGUCGUCAAACGGAGCGUUUAAACGAAACUAAAAACGAAUUGGAAGGUAUUAAAACGGUUUUUAAUCAAAAAAUCAAUCAAAAACACGAAAAAGAAAUCAAAAACGACGACCUAACCUCAAAAUUAAAUAACAAAACGUACCAAAACGAAUUACAAAAUCAAUUAAAAUUAUUAGAAAACGAAUUAAAAUCGAAAGAAAUCGACAAUUUAAACUUAAAACUACAACAUAACCUCAAAUUAGAAGAAAUCGAGCGAAAAUCGAACGAAAUCGUUCAAUUAAAACAUCUUUUAACGACGUACUCGACGAAAAUCGACGAAUUACAGCAACAGAAUCAAACGGAAAUUGAAAAGAAAUCGAUCGAGAAUUCGAUUGAAAAUGAAAAGUUGAAAAAUCAAAUCGGGAAUUUACAAAGUCAGUUGGAAAAGUUACAAAAUAAUUCUAAAUUGACCCAAAAUGAGUUGCAAAUUGAGUUGGGUAAUUUAAAAAUUGAAAGGAAUGAGUUAUCCGAUGAGUUGAGAUCGAUUAAGUCCGAAAUGAAAUUGUUACGGAACGAAUUGGAGAAAGAAAUGGAGAAAAAAAAUCGCGUUUCGAUCGAUUUAAAUGAAACUAAAAGGAUGUUGAACGAUUUGGAGUUGAGGAAUGAGAAAAUUACUAUUGAGUUGGAUGAUUUGAAGAAGAUUCGAAAAGAUGAGAAUGAAGAAUGGGAGAGGUUUCAAAAUGAUCUUUUAACGUCCGUUCGGGUUGCAAACGAUUUUAAAACGGAAGCUCAACAAGAUUUGCAAAAAAUCGUGUCCGAGAAUAAAGCCUACCGAGAGAAAGUGUGUCAAUUGGAGGUUAUGGUUGAAAAAUUGAGCGGUGAUCCGAGUUUGGCGAAUUCGACGAGUUCCGGAAAUUUCGUGGAAAAUGUUAACGAAAACGAAGAAAUCGCUCGGAGUUCGUCGAAAAUCGAGGAUUUUAGCGAAUCGGGGUUUCCCCAACCCGAAGAAAUCAUCCAGUUAAAACAAGAUAAUUCGCUUAACGAUGAAAUUAAAGAAUCGAACGAGUCUAAACCGAAGAUUAACAAGCAUUUUAUUAAAAAACCUAAGAUUUUUCGCGCCUCAAAAGGAUACCAUUUCGUCCAAGACGACGAAAAACCACAAAAAGAUGUUGUUGUUAAAGAGGUAGUUGCAGCGAAAAGUUUCCCUGUUAGAGAGGUGUUGCAAGAAGCUAAAGAAUCUCAAGAAAACAAAAAGAAAAUGUUUUCCGUCCCAAAAAUAGGGCGAAAAAUCGAUCAAAACGAUAAGAAUUUAAUCACAUUAAACAAUUUGUAUCGAGAGAUUGAUCCGACGAUCCCCGAGGAGGAUUUAACACAAGAACAAAGAGUUAUCAUCCAAUUAAAGCGGAGUUAUGAUUUAAAUUCGAAUCAAAAAAACAAGAAAAAGAUCAAUUUGGGAGGUUCAAGGUCAAAUUUGGUGAUUUCAAGGCCACUUUUGAACUCGGUGUUUCAAAAUAGGAAGUUAAAGGAGGUUAUUGAUGAUCCCACGAUGAAGAGCGUCGAUGAUGGUGAAAAUAUCUUAUUUGGGGCCCCCAAUGUGUUUUAUCCGACGAAUUUCGACGAUGUGUAUCGAAACAACAUCGAAUUUAAGUAUUAUAAUGAAGAUAAGAACCAAAAGAAAGUUUUAACUACUUUUAAAAGCGAUUCUUUUUUGAGUAAGAGUAAGAGUUUGAACGAUUUAACUGUUAAAAAUGAAGAAUUUGGGAUUAAAAGGCAACUUUCUGAGUCGGUUUUGAGUCGGAGUGAUGAUGAGGACUCUUUUUCGUCGUUUAAUGAUGAGGGUGAGGAUUUGGACGAGAUUUAUAAAGAAAUAAAGAUGCAGAAGAAGGAUGAGGGGGUGUUUGAGGAGAAGAAGAAGGAAAUUGAGAAAAAAAAUGAGGAUUUGUUGCAAAAUAAAGUUUUGGUUAAGAAAAGUGUUAAAAAGAAUUUGAUUAUAAGCGCUCCGAUUCAAGAAUCGAUUUUAAAUGAUGAGAAAUUGUUGAAAAUCGCGCAAGAUGAGUCAAUAAAAAGUCUUUCCCCGCCGAAAAAAUCUUCGAUGUUUGUUAAAAUUAAAUCGAAGCUUCCUAAAAAGAUCGAAAUUGAGAGGUGUUAUGUUUAUGAUCAUGAUGAGGUCUCGGUUAUUGAUGGGAAGUCGAUUAAUAAGAACGAUUCGAUCCCUCCAACCGAAACUUUUAAUACUUAUUUGAAGAAUAAGUUAGAAAAUGAAUUGGAUACAAGAAAAAGCGUUGAGGUUCAAACCGAUGAGAAUUUGUUAUCGAAAGGGAUUGAUUUAAAAAAGACUUUUUUAGACGAUUUAAAAACUACGAUUCAUGAAGAAAUCGAUAAAAAUGAUGAAUUUGAGGACCAAGUCAAAAUAAAAUCGUUAAUUGAAAAAUCGGGGCGAUUAAACUCGUUAAAACGCAAAGAAGAACUCGAAAUAAUGUACCAGUUAAUGCGCCCUUCAGAAAAAUCGUCAAGGUCGGGUCAAGGUCAAAUCACGAAGAGUGAAAAAUUGGUUGAAAAUGGUGUUAAAAUUGAAGAAAUUGAAGAAGAUUUUAAUAAAAUGAAUGUAAAAAUUGACGUUUAUGAAGAAAAAAUCGAAAAUGAUGGUGUUAAAAUUGAAUUAAUUAAUGAUGAUGAACUAAAAAUUGUUGAUGAGGUGAAAAAAAUCGGUUCAAAAAACGUGGAGAGUCCGAUGGUCAUGGGACCAUCUUUUAUUUUUAAUUUUAUUACUAUCAAAUCGAUUUUAAACGAAUUUUUAAACGAAGAAAGAAAAUGUUCGAAUCAAAAUUUGAUGUAUCGCAAAAAUUCGCCCCAAAUCAAUUAUUCAUCGUCGAUUUUGUCGAAACGACGGACUCGAAAUCUCCGAAAACCGACCGGAAUCGAUCUUGAAUUCGAUUUUGAGCCGGACGAAAACGAUGUAAAAUUGUCGAGGAAUUCAUCGUUUAAAUCGACGAUUUCCCAAGAUUCGAACGAAGACGAAAUUAUCAAAAAUAUCUCCGCGAAAUUAGACGAUGACGAAGUUGAGGUGGUAAAAACGUUGCGGAGGAAAUACAAGGUACGAGAGAGGCCUAAAUCGGAGAUUAACGAGGAUGAUUUGAAGUUGAUUGAGGAGGCUAAAAAGAAAUGUUUGAGUCCUGAGUAUCAAGAUGAGGAGGAGGUUUGGGGGAAAAACAAUAAAAAUGAAUGUUUUGAAGAAAAUUAUGAUGAUUUCGGCGAAAAAAUCGGUGAACUACCGGAAAAUGUUAGUCAAUUAGUGUGGGAAUUUAAUGAAAUUAAAGGUUUUAAACGGGAUGUUAAUAAAGGAGAUGAAAAGAGUCACUUUUAUGAUGAAAAAAUCGGAAAACUACCGGUAACUGUCAAUCAACUACCGGGAGAAAUGACCGAAAACGAAAAUUUUAAAGAAAAAGUAGUUGAUAAAGGACGAAAAAUCAAGAAAUUUGAAGAAAAUCGCGAAAAAAUCCGCGAACUACCGCCAUCUGUCAACCGACUACCGCAGCAAAUGAAGGAAAUUAAAGGUUUGAAACGAGAUAUUGAUGAUAAAGGAGAUGAGUUUUAUGAUGAUUUUGAUGAAAAAAUUGGAAAACUACCGCGAGAUCUUGGCCGACUACCGGAAAAUGUUAGUCAAUUAGCGUGGAAAUUUAAUGAAAUUGAAGGUUUUAAACGAGAUGUUAAUGAUAAAGGAGAUGAAAAGAGUCAGUUUUAUGAUGAUUUGGAUGAGAACCUCGAAAAAACCGGAAAACUACCGCAGAAUGUCGGCCGACUACCGGAAAAUGUUAGUCAACUACCGUGGGAAAUUAAUAAAAUUGGAGGUUUUAAACGAGAUAUUGAUGAUAAAGGAGAUGAAAAAAGUCACUUUUAUGAGGAUUUGGAUGAAAACCUCGAAAAAAUUGGAAAACUACCGCGGGAUCUCGGCCGACUACCGGUAGCUGUCAACCAAUUAUCGCGACAAAUUAAUAAAAAUGAUAAUUUUAAUGAUAUUGUUGAUAAAGGACAAGAAAUUAACCAAAUUGUCGAAAAUCCCGCUGAUUAUUUAGAAAAAACUGGCGAACUACCGGAAAAUGUUAGUCAACUACCGAGGGAAAUUAAUAAAAUUGGAGGUCUUAAACGAGAUGUUGAUGAUAAAGGAGAUGAAAAGAGUCAGUUUUGUGAUGAUUUGGAUGAAAAACUACCGCGGGAUCUCGGCCGACUACCGGUAGCUGUCAACCAAUUAUCGCCACAAAUGAAUGAAAAUGAUAUUUUUAAUGAUAUUGUUAAUAAAGGACAAGAAAUCAACCAAAUUGUCGAAAAUCCCGCUGAUUAUUUAGAAAAAACCGGCGAACUACCGGAAACUGUUAGUCAACUACCGCAGCAAAUGAAGGAGAUUGAAGGUUUUAAACGAAAUGUUGAUGAUAAAGGAGAUGAAAAGAGUCACUAUUGUGAUGAUUUGGAUGAAAACCUCGAAAAAAUUGGAAAACUACCGCAGAAUGUCGGCCGACUACCGGUAGCUGUCAACCAAUUAUCGCGACAAACGAAUAAAAAUGAUAAUUUUAAUGAUAUUGUUGAUAAAGGACAAGAAAUUAACCAAAUUGUCGAAAAUCCCGCUGAUUAUUUAGAAAAAACCGGCGAACUACCGGAAAAUGUUAGUCAACUACCGUGGGAAAUUAAUAAAAUUGGAGGUUUUAAACGAGAUAUUGAUGAUAAAGGAGAUGAGAAGGGUCAGGUUUGUGAUGAUUUGGAUGAAAACCUCGAAAAAACCGGAAAACUACCGCGGGAUCUCGGCCGACUACCGGUAGCUGUCAACCAAUUAUCGCGACAAGUGAAUGAAAAUGAUAAUUUUAAUGAUAUUGUUGAUAAAGGACAGGAAAUCAACCAAAUUGUCGAAAAUCCCGCUGAUUAUUUGGAAAAAACCUGCGAACUACCGGAAAAUGUUAGUCAACUACCGUGGGAAAUUAAUAAAAUUGGAGGUUUUAAACGAGAUAUUGAUGAUAAAGGAGAUGAGAAGAGUAAGUUUUGUGAUGAUUUGGAUGAAAACCUCGAAAAAAUUGGAAAACUACCGCGGGAUCUCGGUCGACUACCGGUAGCUGUCAACCAAUUAUCGCCACAAAUUAAUAAAAAUGAUAAUUUUAAUGAUAUUGUUGAUAAAGGACAAGAAAUCAACCAAAUUGUCGAAAAUCCCGCUGAUUAUUUGGAAAAAACCUGCGAACUACCGAAAACUGUUAGUCAACUACCGCAGCAAAUGAAGGAGAUUGAAGGUUUUAAACGAAAUGUUGAUGAUAAAGGAGAUGAAAAGAGUCAGUUUUGUGAUGAUUUGGAUGAAUACCUCGAAAAAUUUGGAAAACUACCGCAAAAUGUCGCCCGACUGCCGCCGAAUGUCAACCGACUACCUCCGAAUGUCAACCGACUACCGCGGCAAAUGAACGAUAAUGAGAAUUUUAUAAAAGAUGUUCAUAAAGAACAAGAAAUUAACCAAUUUCUCGAAAAUCCCGAUGAUUAUUUAGAAAAAACCGACGGACUACCGAAAAUUGUUAGCCGACUACCGCAGCAAAUGAAGAAGAUUGAAGGGUUUAAACGAGAUGAAAAGAGUCAGUGUUAUAAGGAUUUUGAUGCGAACCUCGAAAAAACCGGGAAACUACCGCGGGAUCUCGGCCGACUACCGGUAGCUGUCAAUCAACUACCGGGACAAAUGACCGAAAACGAAGAUUUUAAAGAAAAAGUUGUAGAUAAAGGACACGAAAUCAACCAAUUCUUCGAAAAUCACGAAAAAAUUCGCGAACUACCGAUAGCUAUCAACCGACUACCGCAGCAAAUGAAGGAAAUUGAAGGUUUUAAGCGAGAUGUUGAUGAUAAAGGAGAUGAAAAGAGUCAGUUUUAUGAGGAUUUGGAUGAAAACACCGGGAAACUAUCGCAGAAUGUCGGCCGACUACCGGUAGCUGUCAACCAAUUAUCGCCACAAAUGAAUAAAAGUGAUAAUUUUAAUGAUAUUGUUGAUAAAGGACAAGAAAUUAACCAAAUUGUCGAAAAUCCCGCUGAUUAUUUAGAAAAAACCUGCGAACUACCGCCAGUUGUCAAUGAACUACCGCGGCAAAUUGACGAAAAUGAAAGUGUCAAACAAAAAACUCUUGAUAAAGGAAACGAAAAUAGCCAAUUUCCCGAUAAUCGUGAUGAUUACCGCGAAGAAAUCGGUAAACUACCGCAGGAUCUUGGCCGACUACCGGAAAAUGUUAGUCAACUAUCGUCGGAAAUUAAUGAUAUUGAAGAUUUUAAACGGGAUCUUGAUGAUAAAGGAGGUGAAAAGAGUCAAUUUUAUGAUGAUUUUGAUGAAAAAAUCGAAAAUACCGGGAAACUACCGCAGGAUCUUGGCCGACUACCGGAAAAUGUUAGUCAACUACCGUCGGAAAUGAAUGAAAUUGAAGAUUUUAAACGAGAUCUUGAUGAUAAAGGAGGUGAAAAGAGUGAGUUUUAUGAUGAUUUUGAUGAAAAAAUCGGAAAGCUACCGCGGAAUGUCAAUCGACUACCGGUGCAAAAUAACGAAAAUGAAAGUUUUAAACGGGGUGUUGAUGAUAAACGACAAGUAAGCAGCACAUUUCAUGAUGAUUCUGAUGAGAAUUUUGAAGAAACUGGAGAAGUACCGCCGGAUCUCGGCCGACUACCGCCGGAUGUCAAUCAACUACCGCGGCAAAUAAGCGAAAUUAAAAAUUUUGAAUUAAAAAUUGAUAAUAAAGAGGACGAAAUGAAACAAAAUCCACAAAAACAUGAUGAUUAUUUCGGAAAAGUGGGAAAACUACCGAAGGAUUUUAGCCAACUACCGGGGGAUAUGGACAACAGUAAACAAUCAAAUGAAUUUCUCGAAAUUGAUGUUGAUUACCGUGGUAAUAUCGGUAAAUCUGAUCACAAAAUUAAUUUAGAACUUUACCAACCAAAACCGUAUCAAAGAAGAUCAUUUGAAAACUUGAAUUCAACGUGGAGAAAUCAAAAAACCGGGGAAAUCCUCGAAAAGAAGAAAGUUUCAAAACCAAUUUCUCCGAAUCGUUACAGUUUUCAACAAAUUUCUUUAGAUACGAGUAAUUUUUACGAACCGAUUUAUGAGAAUUUCUCAAUUUUCCAACAAAAAAGACCAAAUUCGGUAAAUUUCGACUCAAAUUUAUCAAAAACGCCGGUUCCCCAACCGAGAAAAGAUUUAUCCAAAGAUAACGAAAAAAACGAUGUUGAAGUAUUUGACGAGUUAUCGUUGGAGAAAACGACAUUUGACGAUGUCAAAUCGAUCGAGAAAGAUUUAAUUCGAGAAGAAUCUCGGAAAAUGAGUGUUAAUCAAGAAGAAAAUGAGGGGAAAUUCGAUGUGGAAAUGAUCGAUGAUGAUGACGAUGAUGGGAUUGAGAAAAAUGAAGAAAUUAAUACGAAAAUGGACGAAAUUAAAGUUGAGGCGAAUACGAAAAGUGAUGAUGGAGAUAAAUUUGAUCAUUUAGACAAUUUGUUGGAGAAUUUGGAGAAAUUAAAGGAGAUGAGGAGAAAGGCUAAAAAGGAUCAAGAAAUUGUUGAGGAAAAUUUAAGUGAAAAUAUCGAAAAUAAAAUUGAAGAGCCCCCCAAAACUGAAGUAGUAAUGUUAAGAAAAUCGGAAGAAAAAAUAUUAACCCCCCCGGUGAAAGAAAUUCGCGCAUCAAAAUCCCCAAGCAAAAACAUAACCAAAGACAGGGUGUCACUGUUGCGUCAAAAAUUUGAAGGAAAAUCCGAUGACAACGACUCCAAUUCAGAUAAACAUCAAAAAGAAAAGUUGACGAACUUCAAACUCGUCGACAAAAAGCCUAUUUAACCCGCCAAAAUCAUCAAAUAAACCGCCAAAGUGUUAAAUCAUUAAUAGAAACGAUCGAGAACGCGAACGCGAAAAAACCACUGACUUCAAC
Messenger RNA from Onthophagus taurus, 8754 nucleotides. The record is from RefSeq and is a predicted model, not a curated record. Lineage: Eukaryota; Metazoa; Arthropoda; Insecta; Coleoptera; Scarabaeidae.